AUGAUUCAUGCCGACCCGACUACGUUGGGUAAAAAGCAAGAUCUUCACCUCCAGGUGGCUGCCAAAUUAGCGAAAAUGCAUAUCCCCGAUAAGUUCUACGAAGAAAUCUACCAACGGGGAAGCCAUAAGUUCUUAUCGGGGGCAGAGCAUGCCAGACAGGCUGCGAUAAACGAAGAAGCGAUUAUCCAACUUGAAAGCAUUGCGUAUCGGUCCCGAUCACCCAUCGAAAUCGAUCGGCAAAGACGUAAUCGUAUUCCGUAUCUUGAACGCAAGCAGCUGCGCCAGUAUCCUGGACUGUGUGGGUGUUUGGACAAGACGGACGAAGAAGAAUUUGUGAGAUUGGACGAGGAGAUCAAGGCUCUAGAACAUGCGAGUCAACAACAACAGGCUAGCUCGACUCCAGCUUUUUACAUACACCCCAGGAUCGACUCAGAGUUUAUCGGCCCAAGAUGGUUGACGAUCCUGGCUUCAUCACUGGUUGGUGGUAAUUGUGGAAAUACUACCGCCGCUGAUGCGAUGCAACUAUGCUAUGCUCUCGCAGACGGCGAAUUCGAACAUUUAGGGGCAGUUGAAUGGGGGGACGUCCCGAGUACCUUGCGGCGUUGGCUCCAGGAACAAGACGGACUGCAAUCUGAUGGAGUUCCAAUAGCCUCGGUACGUGAUCUCUUGAGAGUCCAUGGUCUGAUUUUUAAGAGACCAGCAAUCCGGGAAGAGGAUCUGAAGGCUAGCAUCAUGAAGAUCUUUGUCGCGGUGGCAAGGCGCUAUUACCAUCUGCUCGCGUAUGCAGCCCGUGAUAGUAGCUUUGACCACUUGAUCAUCCGAGGAACGGAGCCUCUGGCCCUGAAGUGUUCCAACUGUCAAUUGCGCUUACUUGAUGACCCAUUUCCGAGAUUCAAGAAGUCUGACAAGAACCGCUACGUCGGACACCAUCUGAAACGGGGAUGCGGGUCUGAGGCCAGCCAACAAGUUCGAAAGCCAGGCUUUGCAGUUCCUUGUAAUAGUCAGUUUACAUGGGCAGCGCGGAAGACUGUAGUGUCGGAACGACCCCCGAUGAAAGCGGAUUGA
Messenger RNA from Metarhizium robertsii ARSEF 23, 1065 nucleotides. RefSeq lists its product as uncharacterized. NCBI's taxonomy places the organism in Eukaryota, Fungi, Ascomycota, Sordariomycetes, Hypocreales, Clavicipitaceae. The record is from RefSeq and is a predicted model, not a curated record. The transcript is spliced from 2 exons. Bases 1 to 1065 code for a protein of 354 amino acids.